AUGGGUGCAAGAGAAAAUGCUUUCUCCGUUAGACCCUCUCCUCAGAACCAGAGGACUCCAAUUCCACCACCCCCCAAUGAUUUCAAAACCAGAGCUGAUGUUUGGGAAAAGGCCAACCUGCAGAAGAUUCACAGACGGUAUGAGAAGAUAAAGUCCAAAAUUCUUUCCUGGGAGACUGAGCAGAAGACGCAGGCCAAACUUCACUUGGAGAGGAAGGUUUGCGUCGGAUCUUGGAAAUCUGUUACGGUUUACCGUCUUAUGAAUAUCAUUAUCUCAUGGUUUAUGGAACAACAGAACUUGAUGGAUCCCACCACGAGGGCAGUGGAACAACAACGUUACCAGAACAAAAUAGCAAGGGUUGAUAUGAUAGCACGAACAGCUAAAGCGCAGUUAGAGGAGAAGCGGAGGAAAGAAGAGUCUCAGGUCAGAGAAACAGCAAAACAAAUCAGAGAGACAGGCAGGGUCCCCGUCAAAUGUUUCUGCUGCUUCAUAUUUUAA
Molecule: messenger RNA, 498 nt
Organism: Neltuma alba
Lineage: Eukaryota; Viridiplantae; Streptophyta; Magnoliopsida; Fabales; Fabaceae
Product: remorin 4.1-like
Exons: 3
Coding region: 1-498 (165 amino acids)
Source: RefSeq, a predicted model, not a curated record